AUGAUUGACCGAGUCAUUUCACAUUUUGGAUCAACAAAGAUUACGGAAAUUUCAAGUAACUUUGCUGAAAAUCAAGAGCAAUAUAUGGUGGAAGAAGUGAAAAAGGUAGGAGAAAAUGCAGUGAUGUGUCAUAGAUUGAAUUUUGAAAAGGUAGUAUUCAAUUGCCACCAAGGGCGUGACACAACCGCUUAUGUGGUCUCAUUGGUAUCCUCAGAUGGAACUAAAACUAAGGCUUUAACACUCUGCCACCAUGACACAAGAGGUAUGAAUCCUGAAUUGCUUUAUGAAGCACUCGAAGUUACUCCUGGAAUUGUUCCUGUAUAUUAUUUCAUUGGCAAUAAGGCUGCUGCAUGGGUACCAAAGCAUACCGUGGACAAUCUUUGUGUCAUAUAG
This is a messenger RNA of Vicia villosa (hairy vetch), 393 nucleotides long. RefSeq names its product embryonic abundant protein VF30.1-like. The coding region runs from base 1 to 393 and encodes 130 amino acids. NCBI's taxonomy places the organism in Eukaryota, Viridiplantae, Streptophyta, Magnoliopsida, Fabales, Fabaceae. The record is from RefSeq and is a predicted model, not a curated record. The transcript has a single exon.